GAGGGCUAAAAAAUACCGAUGUAAAUGAAAUAUUUUAUUUUUCCUCAAUCUUUAAUAGCUUCCUUCCGUAUUCAUUCAACUAGCCCUGAAAAUGCUAGCUGUCACCCAUAAUACACAUAAACGUCAUGAAGUUACGAUUUGUUAUUGUAAAUUAUUUUAUGCGAUAUAUUUGCUAUUAACAUUGCGAAUACAAAACUAAAAUGAACUCAAAAGUUGCUACAAUCAUCACAUCCAUAAUACUUGCUUUUAUGCCAAAGAUUUCAUCUGAAAGCGACCCAUAUUUGAAAGAACCAUACCGACCUCUUGGACCACUUGUAAAAUGCAGCUUUUUGCCAUUGGAAUUCCUAGAUUGCGAUGAACCAAUUGACCAUAAGGGGAAUGUAUCUGCAAGAGAUGCUAUCGGGCACGGCUGUGUCAAGUUUGGAGGCGUUAGAUAUGAUCAAGUGGAGAAAACGAAAGUGCAGUGCAAGGCCUUAGAUGGUAUCGAAUGUUCGGGGCCGAGGGGUUUCCUAAGAGAUGGCUUUCCAUGCGUGCGUUAUUCCGGACACUAUUUUACGACCACAUUGAUAUAUAGUAUCUUAUUGGGCUUCUUGGGUAUGGAUAGAUUUUGCCUCGGUCAGACAGGCACUGCUGUUGGUAAACUCUUAACAUUGGGAGGACUGGGCAUAUGGUGGGUGGUUGAUGUUGUGUUACUGAUCACAAAUAGUUUGCAUCCAGAAGAUGGAAGCAACUGGAAUCCCUAUGUAUAAUGUUCUGAUCUCAAAAUUAUAAUAUUAAGUUAAGAAUAAAACUGUGUAAAUAAUAAUUAUUGUAAAUAAAAUAUGACUAAGAAUG
Messenger RNA from Trichoplusia ni (cabbage looper), 834 nucleotides. It is a transcript of the gene amrt, whose product is annotated as TM2 domain-containing protein CG11103. The transcript has a single exon. The record is from RefSeq and is a predicted model, not a curated record. Bases 201 to 749 code for a protein of 182 amino acids. NCBI's taxonomy places the organism in Eukaryota, Metazoa, Arthropoda, Insecta, Lepidoptera, Noctuidae.